Molecule: messenger RNA, 1918 nt
Organism: Capsaspora owczarzaki ATCC 30864
Lineage: Eukaryota; Filasterea; Ministeriida; Capsasporidae
Exons: 3
Coding region: 140-1621 (493 amino acids)
Source: RefSeq, a predicted model, not a curated record
UUUUUUUUUUUUUUAUUGUAUUUUUUUUUUCGGCUCGUUUCUGCUCUUUUUCGCUCUUUUUCGCUCUCUCCGUCCCACUCCCACUCUCACCCCCACCCCCUCUGCUGCUGGUGGAGCGAACGACGCUGUUCAAAAACACAUGUCCGUGUCCGAUUUCUACUAUGCCCUCGCGGGCAUCGUGCUCACCGUCAACCUGGUUGGCCUUGUGUGGUACUGGCUUCGACGAGACAUCCACCCCAUCCGCUCUCGCGGCGUUGGCUGGUCCAUCAUGUCUGGCGCAUUUGGAACGUACUGGAUUGUCGUCAACAUGUUCAAUCUGGCUGACAAGGAGCACUACCCUUGCAUGCUGUUCUCCAUCAACAGCUGCUUCAACCUGUGCCUUUGGGCAGUGCCCUACCUGCUCCGCAUGUUCACCGCUUCGUACAAGUACCUGUGGAGCAUGGAACGGCUCAACCAAAAGUCGCGCUGGUACACUGAUCACAAGUGGCUCAUUUCCGACAAGUUUAUGUUUUGUGUGUUUGCGUUCAUGACCCUGCUGCACUUCUGGGUCACGUUCGGCAUCAUGCUGGGUGUGGGGCUGGACUACUAUCGCCAGCCCAUUCUGAAUUGCGAUACGAAAACCAACACGCGGCCGCAAACGUACCUCGGCUUUGUGUACCUGGUUUCGGUGCUUGCCUUUGUCUUUGUCCUGCGCCGCCUCAAGAUCGACGAUGCCUUCUACAUUAAGCGCGAAAUGACCUGGGUUGCGGGCUUUGUCUUUCCCCUCUUCAUUGCCUUCAUCAUCUCGGUCAACGUCAAGAUUCCCGGCUACGACACGUUCAUUCUGCAAAUCCCAAUCUACUGGCUUGCCUUCAUUUUCACCAUCUACUACCCAAUCAUCCUGUCCUACAUUAGUGCCGUGCGGUUGAAGCGCACCGACUCGUUCUUCAACCUCGUCAAUGAUGCCGACUCGACCAAGACGAAUCUGAUGAUGGUCGACCUGGCGUCGCCGUCCAGCGAUGCCGCGGCCAAGGCCUCCAUUGCGUCCAACGUGUCGGAGACCCAGGAUCGUGCCACCGAGUCGGAUGUCCUGCCCGAGUCCAGCACGCCCAGCACCCCGACCGAGAAGGUUGCCGUUCAAGUCGAUCCGGCUCGCCCGAUGACCCCCAUGGAGGCUGCUCGUCAAGCCGCGCUCGCCAAGACGUCCAUGACUGCCCUUCAGUCGAGCACGUCCCAGCUGGGCGAGCCAGGCCAGGAGGUGGAGCCCCUCGCCAUCAUCAUUGAGCACCCCAUCUUCCUCGAAGCGUUCAAAAAGUUUUCCGCGCAGUGCUGGUGCUCUGAGAACAUUUUGUUCUAUCUGGACGCCAUGAACUUUAAGCACCGCCCGUUCAACCAAGCCGAGCUCGACCGCAUCCGUCGCGAGUACCUCCAGCGCAACGCGUCCUUCGAGCUCAACAUUCCCGAGUCGCUCCUCAAGACAGUCACCAGGCGCCUGGAUGCUGGCGACUGCGACUGCAACUCGUUGGAUCCGGUCAUUGCGCAAAUCCACAAGCACCUCAAGUUUGACAUUUACCCUCGUUUCCGUCUGUCCAAUCUCUUCCGCGACGCCCGACGACGUGCCAACACCCCUGCUCAUGUGUAAAAAAACGCAAAAGAGAGAGAGAAAGGGACAUUGACGACUUUGGCGCUAUUCAUUUCAUAUCUGGUCUUAGUUGCCUCCUCGCCUGUCAUUUGAGCCUUGUUGUAUGUUGAUCGUUGGUUGUAUGUUUAGUGUUGAUUGUCGUGUUAUGUGAUCUUCUUGGUUUGUGCCUGCUUGCUAUUGCUUUUCGCCCAUGCUUCUGUCUGAUAGCAGCUUUUGUGUGUCUGUGAGUGUGUGUCUCUGCGUCUGUGCUUGUGCUUGUGUUUGUGGUCUAAUAUCAUCCACUCUUACCUUUUUGAC